AUGAACAUGGAAAGUGAUGCGGAAAAGUGCAAAGCGAGGAUCUUCCGACCUUGGGACUACUCCACCCACACAUCUAGCAGUAGUGAAGACGAAACUCAUCAUUCUGAAGAACAUAAACAGGAGAAAGGAUACUGUGAAAAAAAAAGUAGGACUGAGAGUAUCUCAGACCAGGAAAAUGAAGAAAAGCCUUUGCUCUACGGAAGUUUUAAACAUUGGGCGGAGUUGUUAGACUCUUCUUGUGAUGUUAAUGUACCUAACGCUCAGCAGUUUAACCCUGCAUGUUACUCACCUUACAUGCAGGGUGACUUUUUAAAUUAUGGAUCUUAUUGGCAAGACUACGCGAGAGUAGUUGAACAGGAGAAUCAGGAGAGGAUGUUGAACGCCAAGAAGAAGAGGCCGAAGAAAUACAAGUGUCCACACUGUGACGUGGGAUUUUCUAAUAAUGGACAACUGAAAGGGCAUAUCAGAAUUCAUACAGGAGAAAGGCCGUUCAAAUGCGAUGAGCCAGACUGCGGGAAAACCUUCACAAGGAAUGAGGAACUCACACGACACAAACGUAUCCACAGUGGUCUUAGGCCUUUUCCAUGUACACAAUGCGGAAAAUGUUUUGGGAGAAAAGAUCACUUAAAAAAACAUUAUCGCACUCACUUUCAGCCCAAGGGUUAUUACGCUGUGCCUGUAAUGUUGCCGUAUGAAGCCUGGUCCGGUAGUUAUCCAUUGAUGCCACCUUUGCUAGGGGGGCUAGUAUAAAUUGGGGGGCUAGUAUGAAUUUUUAUUACCUCCAUCUGGAUUAUAAAAUAAUUUGUAUAUAGAUAAAUUUUAAAGAAGACUCAUGUCCAAAUUGGAUUAUUUGCUAAUGUAUAAUGUAUAUUUUUAUAAUAUUGACCAGUGUUCAAAUUGUACAUAGAAUUUCAG
Molecule: messenger RNA, 915 nt
Organism: Harmonia axyridis
Lineage: Eukaryota; Metazoa; Arthropoda; Insecta; Coleoptera; Coccinellidae
Product: putative zinc finger protein 730
Exons: 2
Coding region: 1-750 (249 amino acids)
Biological process (GO): regulation of transcription by RNA polymerase II
Molecular function (GO): RNA polymerase II cis-regulatory region sequence-specific DNA binding; DNA-binding transcription factor activity, RNA polymerase II-specific
Source: RefSeq, a predicted model, not a curated record